Gadus macrocephalus (Pacific cod) is the source of this 1039-nucleotide messenger RNA. RefSeq names its product transmembrane 4 L six family member 21a (gene tm4sf21a). The coding region runs from base 214 to 789 and encodes 191 amino acids. The transcript has 5 exons. The record is from RefSeq and is a predicted model, not a curated record. NCBI's taxonomy places the organism in Eukaryota, Metazoa, Chordata, Actinopteri, Gadiformes, Gadidae. Gene Ontology annotation, cellular component: membrane.
AUUUGUCAUCGACCUCCCACGCCACCUAUACGCCCAGCCCUCUGGUUGCUGCCUUCAGUACCAGAGAGAGACACAGAGACCAGACUGCCCCCCAGACUUCAAGUUCAAACAAGCUCCUGUUUUUCCUCCCACCCUGAAAGCAAAAAUUUGAACAGAUCGGAACAGAUCUCCUUUUUCUACAGAACUGCAGUGUAGUAAGAAAGAGAAGCAGCCAUGUGUACAGGACAGUGCUCCCGCUUCAUCGGGCUGGCUCUGUACCCGCUGGCCUUCAUCUCCAUCCUCUGCAACAUCAUCCUGUUCUUCCCGGGCUGGGACGUCAAGUACGCCCAGGACGGGCACAUCACCGAGGAGGUCAAGUACAUGGGCGGUCUGGUCGGUGGAGGACUCAUGGUACUGGUGCCUGCGCUCUACAUCCACAUGACUGGGAAGCAAGGCUGUUGUGCAAACCGCUGUGGGAUGUUCUUAUCGAUUGCUUUCGCUGCCGUCGGUGUGGCUGGCGCCCUCUACAGUUUCAUUGUGGCAGUGCUUGGUCUGCAGAAUGGGCCUCUCUGUAAAGUAGCGCUAAUGAUUUGGACGACGCCUUUCAAAGACAUGAAGGAGAGUUACCUGAGUGACCAUAGCAAAUGGACCCUAUGCACGUCGCCUGAAAAUGUGGUGGAGUUCAACGUGGGACUCUUCGCUACCUUGUUGGUGACAAGUGGCCUUCAACUUGUGCUUUGUGCUGUUCAAAUGGUCAACGGCCUUUUUGGAUGUUUGUGUGGAACCUGCGUUAACAAAGGGCCCCUGUAAGUUCCCGCUUCGGAUGUUCAUCGUGUCAUCAUCUACACUCCCGGGGUCCUAGCUCGACGAUGACGUCAUGAACCCCUCUUGUGGCUGUGUGUUUGUUUACCAAGCGAGUGUCUCUUCAUAUCCUGACUGAGUAGUGAUGGCAGUGGUGAUGUUUAGUUCCACCAAUACCUACUGGGACGUUAUCACUAUAAUGUGCCAUUGUUACGAUUGUGGUUGAUUUGUAAAUAUAAAAAAGCUUAUGCAAUCUGUA